AUGUCUUUCCUGGUAGACGAGGGAUUCGACAACUUGCAUCCAUGUACACUUAACUGCUUUUAUACCGCCGUGAACGAAUCAAUGUGCCAUGCAUCAGAUUGGACGUGUCUGUGUUCCGACACCAAAUUCUUUGCACUGACAACCGAUUGCAGCACCACUUCGAGCUGUAGUGUGAAGGCAAGCCUUUCGGCAACAAAUAUAACCAUGACCGCAUGUCGAAUACCCCAAGAUAGCCAAGCUGGGAUCUCUUCCAUUCUGGCUGGCGUCUUUGGGAUGUUGGCUCUCAUCAUGGUCGUAUUGCGUAUUACCCAGCGUUCUGUUUUCAAUGGAUUAGUUGGGCUGGACGAUUUUGUUAUUGCAGCAGCCAUGGUCUGCGCUGCUCCUCUUAACUGUUUGAUGUUUCCAAUGCAAAAUUUAGGACUGGGUACUAACACCUGGGCUGUUCCAUUCGAGCACAUCACAAAGGAGUUAGAGCUACUUUACAUAGCCGAGAUCUGUUACAUGGCAGCCGAAGCCCUGACACAAUUAUCUUUCUUGACCUUCUAUCUACGCAUAUUUCCUUCAGAAAAGUUCCAGCUGAUUGCAUACGUAUUGAUGGGGUUGUCAGCUUGCUUCGGUAUCUCCAACACUCCUGUCAUGACAUUCCAGUGCCUACCUAUCCCAUACUUCUGGUCCGGUUGGACUGGGGAGUACCAAGGAAUGUGUAUCAACAUCAACGCAUAUUCAUGGUACGAGGCAGCGGUGCAAAUCGCGAUGGAUCUCGCAAUAAUUGGUCUUCCAAUUUGGCCGCUUCUACACACAGCCAUGAAGUGGCAGAAAAAACUUCAGGUUGCCUCGAUGUUCUGUGCAGGAUUUCUAAUCACUGUAGUCAGUUGUCUACGGUUGCGGUCGCUCGUCAAGUUUUCGAAAUCGCCCAACACUACAUAUGCUAACACUCCAGCAAUAUAUUGGAGUGUUGUAGAGUGCGACGUUGCUAUUAUCUGCGCUUGCAUGCCUGCUAUACCUUCACUCCUAAGGAACAUUUCUCCCUUUCUUUUUGGACAAUCUCCGAAUUACAGGGACGAUACCUCGCCUCUCAGACAUACACCUCAAUCGAUUCCGUUGGAUCAUAUUCAAAAAGACGAAAAAUACAGAAAUUUGCAGGCGACCAGCUCUGAGACAUAUUUGGUUUAG
This is a messenger RNA of Penicillium psychrosexuale, 1173 nucleotides long. Its product is annotated as CFEM domain-containing protein. The transcript has 7 exons. The record is from RefSeq and is a predicted model, not a curated record. Lineage: Eukaryota; Fungi; Ascomycota; Eurotiomycetes; Eurotiales; Aspergillaceae. The coding region runs from base 1 to 1173 and encodes 390 amino acids.